AUUCAAUAUGUAAAAUUCAUCGGCUUCCAUUUUUUGAUUCUUCAGUUUUCUUCAUCUUUAUAAUUCUCUGCAUCUUCUUCACCAAAAAGCUCGAAUACUUUUUUUUCUUUUUUCCAGAUUCUGAAUUUCAAAUUUGGUUUCUCUUUGAUGGAAGCACCAGAGAACGACUCCGUAGCGUUCGAGUCAGCUGAGAAGAUAAUUCUCCGGUGGGAUUCUACGGUGUCGGAAGAAGCUAGAGAGAAAAUGAUAUUUGACGGCGAUCGUCACGAGAUCAAUCGGUAUUUGCACGCCGUCGAUGAAAUCCAACGGUCAAUGGAGUCCACAACACUCUCCGACGACCAGGAUAAAGCUAAUAGUGCGAUCCAGAUCGCCAUGGCUCGGCUUGAGGAUGAGUUUCGCAGCAUACUUGUUGCUCACACAAAUGCAAUCGAGGCUGAUUCGUUAACUGACCCUAGUCCUUCUCCAGUCCACUCCGGCGAAUUCCAGGUGCCUGAAGAAGACUACCAUGAUACUCCUACCGACGAUGAUUCGUUCACCAAAGAGUUGGAACAUCAAGAGAGUAGCAGCAGCAGCUAUCGAUCUACUAGCAGCAUCCGCGAAGUUGAUCUCAUGCCGCCCGUAGCAAUAUAUGAUCUCCGGAGUAUCGCCGAGCGAAUGAUUUCCGCUGGAUAUCUCCGGGAGUGUAUUCAGGUCUACGGUAGUGUACGGAAGUCCGCUGUGGAGUCGAGCUUCCGCAAGCUUGGAAUAGAGAAACUCAGCAUCGGAGAUAUCCAGAGACUUGAUUGGGAAACUUUGGAAACAAAGAUCCGAAGAUGGAUACGAGCUGCCAAAGUAUGCGUUCGCAUACUCUUCGCUAGCGAGAAGAAACUCUGUGAGCAAAUCUUCGAGAGUUUGGGCACGGCGACUGAUGAUGCUUGCUUUAUGGAGACUAUUAAAGGACCAGCUAUACAGCUGUUCAAUUUCGCUGAAGCCAUUAGCAUUAGCCGGCGAUCGCCUGAGAAGUUGUUUAAGAUAUUGGAUCUUCAUGACGCUUUAUCGGAUUUAUUGCCUGAUGUUGAAAUUGUUUUCGAGUCAAAAUCUUCAGAAUCAAUUAGAGUUCAAGCAGUAGAGAUAUUGUCUAGGUUAGGGGAGGCUGCUAGAGGGAUACUGUCGGAAUUUGAGAAUGCUGUACUCCGUGAACCUUCGAAGGUCCCCGUUCCAGGAGGGACAAUUCAUCCCUUAACUAGGUAUGUCAUGAACUAUAUAAGUCUAAUUUCGGACUAUAAGAAGACAAUGGGUGAAUUGAUUGUUUCACAGCCAUCGACGGGAUCAAGGUAUUCAAGUGAUCCUAACACCCCUGAUAUGGACUUUGCGGACCUAGAAGGACUGACACCAUUAGCGCUUCAUUUGAUUUGGAUUAUUGUCAUUUUGCAGUUCAAUUUGGAAGGUAAGUCUAAGCACUAUAGAGAUACCUCUUUGGCUCAUUUAUUCAUGAUGAACAAUGUCCAUUAUAUUGUUCAUAAGACUAAAGGGUCACCUGAGUUGGGGGAAAUGAUUGUAGAUGAUUUCUUGAGAAAAUUAACGGGGAAAUUUAGACAAGCUGCUACCAGUUACCAGAGAGCAACCUGGGUGAGGGUUUUGCAUUGUUUGAGAGAUGAGGGACUACAUGUGAGUGGCAGUUUUUCAUCGGGUGUGUCCAAGAGUGCAUUGAGAGAGCGUUUCAAGACGUUCAACGCCUUGUUUGAAGAAGUGCACAGGACUCAGUCCACAUGGUUGAUACCAGAUACACAGCUCAGGGAGGAGCUGCGCAUUUCCAUAGCCGAAAAGUUGAUUCCUGCCUAUAGAUCAUUUCUUGGACGGUUCAGGAGCCAUAUAGAAAGCGGAAGGCAUCCAGAAAACUAUAUCAAGUAUACUGUGGAGGACCUAGAGAAUGCUGUCUUAGAUUUCUUUGAGGGGUACGCUGUGUCACAGCACUUGAGAAGAAGAUCUCAGUGAAAGAAUACUAGUUUCAACAGUUAGUACUUUAGGACAUUCUUUGAAUCUUUUUCAUGGAGUUAUUCAGGGGCUGAGGUUAUGGCAUUCUGGUGUUUCUCGAGUUUCUGCUUUCAUUUGUAGUAUUCCAGGGUGAUGGGCUGCUGAAAACUUCAGGAAGAUCAGCUGUAUCAAUCAAGAAGGGUCAGUGCCUCCUGCCUCUGGAUGCUCUGCCCUGCCUUCUGGUUGAAACACUGAAGUGUGCUGCAUCUGAUGGUCAGAACUUACAAGGUGUGCCUUCCAAUGUUACACAUCUUUUUGCUACCUCUCCACUCACCAUGUACUCCCUGUUUGUGUAUUCUCAAAUGUGGUAA
Solanum stenotomum is the source of this 2324-nucleotide messenger RNA. RefSeq names its product exocyst complex component EXO70A1-like. Lineage: Eukaryota; Viridiplantae; Streptophyta; Magnoliopsida; Solanales; Solanaceae. Bases 148 to 1974 code for a protein of 608 amino acids. Gene Ontology annotation, biological process: exocytosis. Gene Ontology annotation, molecular function: phosphatidylinositol-4,5-bisphosphate binding. The transcript is spliced from 2 exons. The record is from RefSeq and is a predicted model, not a curated record. Gene Ontology annotation, cellular component: exocyst.